This is a messenger RNA of Erigeron canadensis, 1993 nucleotides long. RefSeq names its product sterol 3-beta-glucosyltransferase UGT80A2-like. The record is from RefSeq and is a predicted model, not a curated record. Gene Ontology annotation, biological process: carbohydrate metabolic process. Gene Ontology annotation, molecular function: UDP-glycosyltransferase activity; hexosyltransferase activity. NCBI's taxonomy places the organism in Eukaryota, Viridiplantae, Streptophyta, Magnoliopsida, Asterales, Asteraceae. Bases 1 to 1842 code for a protein of 613 amino acids. The transcript is spliced from 14 exons.
AUGGCUAAUAAUUUUAAUCAUAUUCAUAUUCAUAAUUGUAAUUGUAAUGAUCAUGAUAAUAAUGACGAGAGCUCAUCUGUUAGUAUAACUUCUGACAUACAUUCUGAACAAGUUGACAUAACUGCUGCACAUGAAUCACCCCGACAACACCACUUUCGUGAUGUAUCUUGCUCUUCUUCAUCUUCAGAGUCUAUCGAUAACAAUCUCCCUCAUGGAAGUUUAUCAGAGACAAGCAAUAGUCAGCAUGCAGAUUCUUGGAGAAAAAGCCGCAACAAAAUUCAUGGCUUACUCGGAGCUAAGUUUUUUGAUAGUAAAGUUCCUCUAAGAAAGAAGCUAAAAUGGUUGAAUCGGUUCACUAGUGUUCGAGCUGAUGGUACUGUGCAAUUUGAAAUUCCAGAUGAGAUGAAGCCACAAAGUUUGGAUUUUGGUACCAAAAUUGAGACUAGUGUAGCUAAUGGAGACCAAGAUAUUGAUAAAACAGAUAUAUCAGAUCCCCCACCUUUGCAAAUUGUAAUGCUUAUUGUUGGAACAAGAGGGGAUGUACAACCAUUUGUUGCCAUUGGAAAACGUUUACAGGAAUAUGGUCAUCGGGUGAGAUUAGCAACCCACUCGAAUUUUAAGGAAUUUGUCAAGUCUUCUGGAUUGGAAUUUUUCCCUCUGGGUGGUGAUCCCAAAGUCCUUGCUGGCUACAUGGUGAAGAACAAAGGAUUUUUGCCAUCAGACCCUUCAGAAAUACAAAUUCAGCGAAGUCAGAUAAAGGAUAUUGUGUUUUCUUUACUUCCUGCAUGCAUAGAUGAUGAUCCGGAUACCGACAUUCCAUUCAACGUCGAUGCUAUAAUUGCUAACCCGCCAGCAUAUGGUCAUACUCAUGUUGCAGAGGCACUUAAAGUUCCACUCCACAUCUUUUUUACUAUGCCAUGGACGCCUACAAGUGAAUUUCCACAUCCUCUUUCGCGGGUUAGGCAACCUGUUGCAAAUAGGCUUUCAUAUCAGAUUGUUGAUGCAUUAAUUUAUAUGGGGAUGCGAGAUAUACUUAAUGAGUUUAGAAAGAAAAAACUGAAGCUAAGACCCGAGACAUAUUUAAGCGCUUCAUACAGUUCUCCCCAGGAUUUACCUUAUGGGUAUAUUUGGAGUCCACAUCUUGUCCCCAAACCAAAAGAUUGGGGUCCACAUAUUGAUGUUGUAGGUUUUUGUUUCUUAGACCUUGCAUCGAGUUAUGUACCUUCAGAUUCGCUAGUGAAAUGGCUUGAGAAUGGUAAAAAACCCAUCUACAUUGGAUUUGGUAGCCUACCUGUUCAAGACCCUGAUGGAAUGACAGAGAUAAUAGUUAAAGCCUUAGAAAUUACUGGACAGCGGGGGAUAAUUAACAAAGGAUGGGGUGGCUUGGGAAACCUGGCAAAGUCCAAAGAUUCCGUGUACUUGCUAGAUAAUGUUCCACAUGAUUGGCUAUUCCUGCAAUGUGCUGCUGUGGUUCAUCAUGGUGGUGCUGGAACAACUGCUGCUGGUCUUAAAGCUGCGUGUCCGACGACUGUGGUUCCUUUCUUUGGCGACCAACCAUUUUGGGGACGGCAGGUGCAUGCCAGAGGAGUAGGGCCCCCUCCUAUUCCUAUUGAGGAAUUUUCACUAAAGAAAUUGGUUUCUGCAAUACAGUUCAUGCUGAAACCAGAAGUGAAAGUAAGUGCUACUGAAUUGGCAAAGGCCAUGGCUGAUGAAGAUGGGGUUAAAGGUGCAGUGGAGGCCUUUCAUAAGCACUUUACUCGCAGGAAAACUAGGGCCCCGCCUGCGGAACUGCUUCGAGCCCGGAGCAACUUUUCAGUGAGACGGUGUCUGGGCUGCACGUGAUAUUCAGGUUUCGUGCUUUGUGUCAAUAUGUGGAUAUGUUCAUUCAGAACUCUACUAACAUGUAAAUACCCCUUUUUACUCUUAUGGUUUUGUUGAUAUUGUUGUUUUCUGACACAAAUGCUAAAGUUGAGACAAGGUUGUUUCCAUUUUA